AUGAGGAGUGAGAUGUGUGAAGAAGUGAUUAGGCCACAACAGAUAACUGCGGAAAGCUUGACUGAGGAAAAGCAGCAAGAACAAGAAUUGAUGGCACGUCUUGCGUCUAAUGGAAGAAUGCCUCCGAAGCCUAAAAGUGUAUUUUUGCAGAAGAAACUGCAGCAUCAUAGAAAAUUCUUUGAUUCGGGUGAUUAUGCAAUGAACAAAGAUAAAGCGAAGAGCCCAGGAUCUAACUUAGUGAGCAGUGCACUUCCCAUCCACAUUUCUGCAGAACCAGCAGUACCCACGACUCCGGUUAUUGUCUUCCAGGUCGCACCGACAGCAGAGCUUAAUGUAGAGAUUGCAGCUCACGACGAGUCAUUACAAAUUCCUCGUCCAGAUAAUGUUCCACAACGUAAGUCAUCUAUUAUUUAUCCAUCUGUACAUAGUAAAUUGAGCCCGCAACCGCAUAUUCACCAUGAGAAGCAUGACGAAGUUUUACCUGAGCCAUGA
This is a messenger RNA of Enterobius vermicularis (human pinworm), 492 nucleotides long. NCBI's taxonomy places the organism in Eukaryota, Metazoa, Nematoda, Chromadorea, Rhabditida, Oxyuridae. The record is from the annotation of a GenBank genome assembly.